GAAAUGGUCCUACCACCAACCCUGGCCCCGCAACGCUUCCGGGUGCGAACUGCGUGAACUGGUGCCAGUGGGUGCCGGCCCUCUCUUGGCAGUACACUCCUGCAUGCCGCACCUGCUCCCAGGGAUCUAACCACCCUGUUGUUCCCGCACCGCCGGUUGGGAAUAGGACCUGCGUGAAGUGGUGCCAGUGGGUUCCCACGCUUUCUUGGCAGCACACUCCGGACUGCCGAGGGUGCUCCAGCUUCAAUAUCACAACACCGGCCCCAGUGGCUCCUGCAGGGAACAGCUGUGUGGGUUGGUGCAGGUGGGUUCCCACAGCCUCUUGGCAAUAUACUCCGGAUUGUCACGGCUGUUCGGGACUGAAGCCAG
Messenger RNA from Symbiodinium pilosum, 369 nucleotides. NCBI's taxonomy places the organism in Eukaryota, Dinophyceae, Suessiales, Symbiodiniaceae. The record is from the annotation of a GenBank genome assembly.